AUGCUGAGGGACUGCGCCGAGUAUACAAAGCGAUGUCCCAAGUGCCAAGAAUUCCAAGCACUGCCGGGUCGACCUGCGACGAACUACACCCCGGUAAUCACAGACAAUGGCCGCCAGUUCGAGGCACGAGAAUUUUCAGAAUUCUUAGCAGGAUCGGGCGUUAAGCAUAGCCGGGUGGCGGUAUCUUACCCUCAGGCGAAUGGGCAAGUGGAGAAUGCGAAUAGAACCAUCCUCGACGGCCUCAAGAAAAAGCUAGAAGUGGCUGGCGGAGCUUGGGUGGAGGAACUCGACGGCAUCCUCUGGCCCUAUCGCACGACACCAAGAAGGGCAACCGGGGAAACCCCGUUCGCACUCGCCUAUGGAUUCGAAGCUCGGGCCCCGGUGGAAGUAAUCAUACCUAGUAGAAGGGUGGAGGAGUUCGAGUCAGAACAAAAUGAACUCCACCAAAGGGUGGAUCUGAACUUCUUGGAUGAAAAAAGAGAAGCGGCAUUCUGCAAGAUGGAGAACUACGGUCGUCAGCUAAAGUCCUACCACGACGCAAAAGUCCGACCCCGGUACUUCCAGGUCGGCGACCUUGUGUUGCGAAGAAGGGAAGCCAGCCAACCCCUUGAAGGGGGAAAAUUCGCAAAGAAGUGGGAGGGGCCUUACGCCGUGGAGGAAGUCGUUCGCCCCAGGAACAUACAAGUUAAAAACUACAUGGGGAAGAAUGAUCGAUCGGGUAUGGAACUCGGAACAUUUGAUCAAGUACUUUCCUUAAAAAUCCUGUAG
Molecule: messenger RNA, 768 nt
Organism: Ipomoea nil (Japanese morning glory)
Lineage: Eukaryota; Viridiplantae; Streptophyta; Magnoliopsida; Solanales; Convolvulaceae
Exons: 2
Coding region: 1-768 (255 amino acids)
Biological process (GO): DNA integration
Molecular function (GO): nucleic acid binding
Source: RefSeq, a predicted model, not a curated record